UAUUAUUUUUUUUUUUUUACCAGAAAUUCAGUCAAUGGAGGGUGUUUCAGUGACAACGCUUCAGUGUCAUCAGCAGACCAUGAUUGUGAGAUGACCACAUUGAGACGACCAAAGAAAGGGUUUUGGCAGAGUUUGGAAAAGCGGUCUAAGAAUCAGGUUGUUGACCUUACGGAAGACAGAGCCAGACUGAAUGAAGAGAGCCUGGUUACCCAACCAUCAGAUCAGAAAUCGGAACCUUCAAAACGGGAACAAUCAAAUCCCUCAAGUGCACCACCUAUUGCCAUUAAAGAAGAAAAACAAAGUGUAACGGAGGAGGACCGUGUCAGUUCUUCAGUACAGUUGGAAGAGGAGGACUGGCACUCCAAACUCCAUCCGUUCCCAGAGACUCAGUUUCCCAAAGAGCUUCCGGUUGUAGCUGCAACUUACAACUUGCCCCAGAAGCCAGUGGUGAAACUAGCUCGGAUUGGAAGCGCACAAGAACUAGGCAUCGCGUGGACCGUGGAUCAGAAAGAUCCACAUGUAGCAGAGAUGGAUUGCUACUACAUUUACGUUUCCCACGAAAACAAAAGCGGCACUUUUUCAGGAUGGAAGUGCCUUGGAGAGAUCAAAGCCAUGCCUCUUCCUAUGGCCUGCAAGGUGUCCGACUGCAAAGGAGAUAAACGACUGUGCUUUAUCGUUGUGGGGAAGGAUAUAUUUGGCCGUUAUGGGCCGUACAGUGACAUACGCACUGUGGCAUCAGGACAAAUAUGAUUUGGGCGACAUUUCUCCAGUGUAUGAAUGUGACUCUUUAUACUAGAAUUUAGAGUAUUUAAGAUUUGAAUUUCUUAAAAGAUGUUAAGUUGGGUACAAAUAAAGUUAAAGCUGCUGUUUUUACCUCCAUUUUUGUAUUUCUAGUUUUUUUCUUUCUCUGAAGAAAAUGUUUUUGUUUUGUUUUUUAGUAUCAGAGAAUCCAGAACGUCAUUCCACUUAUAUGAAUCACACUAACACAAAAGUAUUAAAGGAACUGCUGUCUUGUAUUGUUUUUAUUGGCUAUAAAGUUACAAACUGAUUUCAUUUGUCUCUGGUCUUCAUAAUAUGAGGUCUUCAGUGGUUUGAGUCAACAAAGCAAUCAAUAGCCAUAAUAGACAGUGAUGUAACGUAAGCGGCAGAAAACAUUUCAGACGUUUGCUCAUGCUGCUGCAGAAAUGACACUCAAAUGGAAAUAUAGCACUAUAUCAGCCAUUCUCAAAAAUGUCUGACUUACAAAUGUUAAAGUUAUGAAUUCAGUUCCAUUUUCUGCCAUAAAAGAUGAUGGUAGUUGUUUGUUAAUAUCUUCAUUUUUUACUUGAUGCCCUCUUUUUUUCAUUUCACAGAUGGAGCAAGUUUUGUAACAAUUGGGACAGAUACAUUUUCUUAAAAUAGUGUGUAGCAUCUGAAAGCAGAACAAAUUACAAUUAUAUUUUUCAGUAAUUAUUCACAGAGUUGUUUACACAAACAUAAAAAAGGUUACACCAAUAACAUGUAAAUGAAGUGGGCAAAAAGGUACAUUUAUACCUUAAUAUUUUGAAAAGGGGAAUUGUCUGAACACAUUUGAGCAGCCUCGCCUUCUGUUGAAUGUUAAGCUUCAAAGUACUGUUCCACAACAAUUUCAUUUUGAGAACACUAUUUUCAACACUGAAUGACAUUAAGAUUACUAUGAUAAAGAACACUAGAUUGUUAUUAUUAGUGACUUUGUUUUGCACACUUUGUAUCUUGCAUUAAUGCUUAAUAAUGCUC
Sinocyclocheilus grahami is the source of this 1755-nucleotide messenger RNA. Its product is annotated as activating transcription factor 7-interacting protein 1-like. Gene Ontology annotation, biological process: regulation of DNA-templated transcription. NCBI's taxonomy places the organism in Eukaryota, Metazoa, Chordata, Actinopteri, Cypriniformes, Cyprinidae. Gene Ontology annotation, molecular function: transcription coregulator activity; protein binding. The transcript is spliced from 7 exons. Bases 91 to 750 code for a protein of 219 amino acids. Gene Ontology annotation, cellular component: transcription regulator complex; nucleus. The record is from RefSeq and is a predicted model, not a curated record.